AUGGCUUUUGCAGCGGCUCGCAUGAUUUUGAAAGAUAAGAGAAGGAAGGCUUCUAAGGAAGAUUUUAGAGAUCCGAGAAACAGGAGCAAGGCCCGGAGCGCUAGCACCAGUAGCUUUAGGAGUGUAAGUCAGGCUCGAAACAAGCCAGCUGAUGGCAGUGGACAUGUCAAUCAAAAAAAUGCUGCGGGCCAGAAAUCAACGCCAUCGUGUCAAAAAGGUGCAGCAACAAAAGGUGGUCCAAAAACUCCAGUCAAGCCAUCAGCACAGAAAGGAGCGGCGAAGACAGCACCACCCAAGCAGGCGGCAGCGGCUGGAGCGAAGACGCCACAGGGGAAGAAGAAAAAAGGCCACAAACACCAACAGUACGAACUCAUUGUCACUAUAAAUUUGUCAGAAUACGGACUCACGGAAGAACAAGUCGCAGAAUUUAAGGAAGCAUUUAUGCUAUUCGACAAAGACGAAGAUGGCACCAUCACGAUGGCAGAACUAGGUGUGGUGAUGAGAUCACUUGGACAGAGGCCGUCAGAGACUGAACUCCGAGAUAUGGUGAAAGAAGUGGAUCAAGACGGUAAUGGAACUAUCGAGUUCAAUGAAUUCCUGCAGAUGAUGUCUAAAAAGAUGCGCGGAGCAGACGGCGAAGAUGAGCUGAGGGAAGCUUUCAGGGUAUUCGACAAGAACAACGAUGGAUUAAUAUCUUCAGUUGAACUUAGACACGUCAUGACCAAUCUUGGAGAGAGACUUAGCGAAGAAGAAGUAGAUGAUAUGAUCCGUGAGGCUGACCUCGAUGGAGAUGGCAUGGUCAAUUACGAUGAGUUUGUAACAAUAUUGACUUCGAAAAACUAGUAUGCAGAGCAAAAACCCAAGAGAGAUCGUCCCCCGCCGCGACAGUGUCCAUAUACGGAACUAACAAAGCUCGGAGGGAAAGAAACUCUUAUUUAGAUGAGUCAGUGUAAACUCAAUUCGAAAGUGUUGUUUUAUACGCUUGUGGGGGGAGUGUUAAUACUGAAUCUGUGUGGAACAAACGCCUAAUCUCCCAACGAAUUUUUUUGUUGCAUGACAUGAAAUACGAACGGCCUUCGUGGAAGUGCACCUUUUAUAACUACCGUGAUUUUUUCAAUUUAUUCAAUCGUGUCGUUUAUCUGUAUUUUAAUUUAUUAUUGAAAUUGAAACGCUGGCUCGCUAAUUUUGUAGCGGAUGUGAUGAGACGUGUCUCUUGACAUGAAAUAACAUCAAAGUAUGGAGAAAAACUUUGGAUUUAAAUGUAGAUUCGCUAGCUAAUGAAGCUGUUGCAUGAUUAUUUAUAUGUUUGUUUAUUAACGCUAUAAGAAUUGUCGCUUGAUGUUUGUACGAUGAUUUUAAAGAGCCACAUAUCGGGCUGUAUGAGCGGUCUGUAAAUAUUGUUUGUCUGUGGAUGUAAACGGACCGUCGAGACCGUUUUAUUUAAAAUAUUCAUAAUUUAAAUGAAUAUAGUUGAUAAAUGUUUUAAAUAUAUAUAUUUGUUAACAGACAUAAUAAAAUUAUGAUAAAACUGAAUAAAAAUAUUUUAAACAAGUUUGUAAGGCUUGUUGUAUUUUAUCAAGUGCUUGAUUUUUGGUCUGUGAAAGAAAAAAAAAUGAAAAAAAAAUUGACGUUGUAAAUCCGU
Messenger RNA from Melitaea cinxia (Glanville fritillary), 1642 nucleotides. Its product is annotated as calmodulin-A-like. The transcript is spliced from 9 exons. NCBI's taxonomy places the organism in Eukaryota, Metazoa, Arthropoda, Insecta, Lepidoptera, Nymphalidae. Bases 1 to 843 code for a protein of 280 amino acids. The record is from RefSeq and is a predicted model, not a curated record. Gene Ontology annotation, molecular function: calcium ion binding; enzyme regulator activity.